Molecule: messenger RNA, 1734 nt
Organism: Thermothielavioides terrestris NRRL 8126
Lineage: Eukaryota; Fungi; Ascomycota; Sordariomycetes; Sordariales; Chaetomiaceae
Exons: 2
Coding region: 214-1458 (414 amino acids)
Biological process (GO): transcription elongation by RNA polymerase II; positive regulation of transcription elongation by RNA polymerase II
Cellular component (GO): Cdc73/Paf1 complex; nucleus
Molecular function (GO): RNA polymerase II C-terminal domain phosphoserine binding
Source: RefSeq, a predicted model, not a curated record
CAACAAUAGCGCCGACGUGUGGAAUACUCUAUAGUGAAUCGCGUGUUGGUAUUGUCACCAACUUCAUCGAAAGGAAGUCCGUCGGCCUUUUUAUCGAUCGCCCUGUGCAGCCCGCGCGCUCAAUUUCACAUCUGCCAAUUGCGCUGCAUCCUUUGGAGUUUGGCCUCGAAUUCCCGCUCUACACCGCGCCCCUUACGAGGACUGCAUUCAACCAUGUCUGACUCUGAAGAACCCGUCGACAUUCCCGACGAGGGAGGCGACGAUCUUUUUGGAGAUGAAGGCGACGAUGCCAUUUCGGAGAUUGAAAAUGCUGCGAGCGAUCGGCAAGUGGCGUCAGAUCAGGAAGACGAUGAGCGGGAGUCCCGCCGGUAUUCGCACGACGAAGACGAAGAGCCUCGUGAAUUUCGCGAGAAGCUGGUCGCAGAGGUCCCUCUCUAUCGGCAUCGGAUUCCACGGUCUAUGGAUGGCAGCCUACACUCGUUGCGGGUGCCAGACUUCAUCAAGUUCAACCCUAUGGAAUACAAGGCCGACGAAUGGCAGCCGAGCAAAUGGGAGCUCGACAACGCCAGCGCCGAGAACCCCGUUCCCUCCAUCAGGUUCCGCCGCGACCCGAAGACGGGCCGCAUGCAGAGCAACGCGAACAUGUACCGCUGGAGCGACGGCUCCGUGACCCUCGCCAUCGGCGACGAGCACUUCGAGAUCCAGUCCAAGCCUCUGGCCCCGCCACCCGACAAGCCAUACCGAGAGGUGCAGGACGCGCACUACUACGUCGCGGCCGCCCAUCUCACGACCAACUCGCUGCUGAUCGUCGGCCAUCUGACAGAGCAGUACACCGUGCGCCCCAACGAGGAGCUCGCCGACCACGCCCUGGAGCGGCUCAAGGCUGAUCUCGCGGGCGCCAAGAAGGACCGUGCCGCCGACAUGAUCAUCGUCACCAACGAGGACCCGGAGCUGCUGAAGAAGCAGGCCGAGCUGGCGGAGAAGGAGCGCCUGAAGCUGCAGCGGCGGCGCGAGACGGCCGCUGCCCGCGCGGACGGUGCCGCGGGUCGGUACAAGGGCGGCGCGCUUUCCGUGGGCGAUCUGGAAGGGCGGCGCGGCGCGGUCGGCGCCGGGAGGAAGCGCGGUGCUCCGGGCGGCGCCAACAAGAAGAAGCACCGCCGGCCGGAGUACGACUCUGACGAUGAGCUCCCCAAGGGCCGCCGCCGCGCGGACAACUAUGAUAUGGAGGAUGGCUUCGUGGUGGAUAGCGCCGAGGAGAGCGAGGCGGUGGAGGAGGACGAGGAUGAGGAAGAGAUCCUGGAUGACGAGGAGGAGGAGGACGAGGCGCCGCGGCCGAAACGGCAGAGGACUGCCGAGCCCGACGAGGAUGCCGAGGGCGAGGAGGAUGCGCCGGUUCACACCGAAACGUCCAGGGGCAGGAGACGGCGGGUUAUCGAAGAUGACGAGGACGAGGAGUAAUAUGCAGUCGACUUGGGGAGAGUAUGUGUCAUCGUUUAUUCUGGGUCAUGGCACGGUCAUAGGAGCAAGGCGUUCAGUUUCUCAAGGCCAUAUCAAACUGGGCAUUCGAAGUUUUGUGACUGGAUGUUGUUUUCUCGGAAGGCCAUCUACGUCCCAUCCUAGGCUGCCGGCAGUCUUUCCCUGCUAACACACGGCUGCCGGUUUCGUUAAAACUGGCUGGAAAAUCCAGAUUGAGAACAAAAUGCCCGGCUUAUACAAGGUAUCAUCAUUCAAAAG